Molecule: messenger RNA, 706 nt
Organism: Microplitis mediator
Lineage: Eukaryota; Metazoa; Arthropoda; Insecta; Hymenoptera; Braconidae
Product: peptidoglycan recognition protein-like
Exons: 2
Coding region: 60-635 (191 amino acids)
Biological process (GO): peptidoglycan catabolic process
Molecular function (GO): N-acetylmuramoyl-L-alanine amidase activity; zinc ion binding
Source: RefSeq, a predicted model, not a curated record
AUUUUUUAGUGGUUUUAGUUCUGUCGACAUCAUUAACAAUUUCUAAUACGAUCGGAACAAUGAUUAAGCCGUCGCAUACUAUGCAGUAUCGAAUGGCCAGGAACGGCGAAGUGAUUAUCAAGAAACCAUUAACAUUAAUUUAUCGUCAUGAAUGGAAUGCAUUUAACUUAAAAAAAAUGCCUGAGGUAAUAGAUAUUAUUCCAGCUCCGUAUGUUAUGAUAUAUCAGUCGGGUACUGAAACAUGCUUUACAAGAGAUACUUGUGAUCAAAUAGUCCGAGAUCUUCAAGCAAUGAAACUCUUCAUAAAUGAUGACGGGGAACAGGAUAUUAUGUACAAUUUUCUUAUCAGUGGCAACGGUAAUGUGUACAUUGGACGCGGAUGGAACGCCGUGGGUAAUCAUACGUUUGGAGUCAACAGAAAGAGCGUUGGCAUCGCGUUAAUAGGAACAUUUAACGACCAAAAACCAAGUGAACAACAAAUUUUUGCUCUCAAAGAUCUCAUCCAACUUGGGGUGCAAACAGAUAAAAUUCGUGAAAAUUUUGAAUUUUAUAAUUACCCUCGAAUGAAUUUACACUUUAAACACGCAAAGGAAUUAUUUAGCAUCUCACAAAUCGUAGAUAAAAAUGAAAAAUAAAUGGCACCAAAUGUAUAUAUAUAUAUAUUGCUUUAAAUAGUUUUAUAGGAAUAACAUAUAAUACAUGUAAU